CCCCAAGCCCGGGAGGGACCGGAGCCCCCUGGAAACCAGGUAGUGUAAAAACAGUAUAUGUGGAGUUUAUAAGAAUAAAAACCAACACGAAGGAAGACAGAAGUGGCAGCUUCGGGGAACCAUGAGAACUGAAGUAGAAGCAACUCUGAAAGCAAAGAUAAAAUGGAAUUGGCAGACAGUGAUGAGCCUGUUCCAAAGGACACAGUGGAAGGUUGGGAAAGUGGAUGAGAAAUGAAGUCAGCAUGUAUUUGGCCCAGAGAUUCCGCUUCCUUGGUAAUAAAACAAAAUUUCUAACGACAAUUUGUUCUUCAAAAACCCUUGGAUUCUCUACUUACAGUAAAAUGUCUUCAAAAUUGAAAAAUGCAAAACGCAUUGAAGGACUUGACAGCAAUGUAUGGAUUGAAUUUACCAAGUUGGCUGCAGAUCCCUCUGUGGUGAAUCUUGGCCAAGGCCUUCCAGAUAUAUCACCUCCAACAUAUGUAAAAGAAGAAUUAUCAAAGGUUGCAUUCGUUGAUAACCUGAAUCAGUACACACGGGGCUUUGGUCAUCCAUCCCUUGUGAAAGCUCUGUCCUGCCUUUAUGAAAAACUUUAUCCAAACCAAAUUGACCCAAAUAAAGAAAUCCUUGUGACAGUAGGAGCGUAUGGAUCUCUUUUUAAUGCCAUUCAAGGAUUAAUUGAUGCAGGAGAUGAAGUUAUAAUAAUGGUGCCUUUCUACGACUGCUACGAGCCCAUGGUGAGAAUGGCUGGAGCAACACCUGUUUUUAUUCCCCUAAGAUCUAAAGCUGCUGGUGAAAAAAAAUGGUCAAGUUCUGACUGGACAUUAGAUUCUCAAGAACUCGAAAGCAAAUUCAAUUCUAAAACCAAAGCCAUCAUACUAAAUACUCCACACAAUCCCCUUGGCAAGGUGUAUACGAAAGAAGAGCUCCAACUGAUUGCUCGUCUUUGCAUCAAAUACGACGCACUCUGUAUCAGCGACGAGGUUUAUGAGUGGCUUGUAUACACCGGAAAUAAGCACUUAAAAAUAGCCACUUUCCCGGGUAUGUGGGAGAGAACGGUAACCGUAGGAAGUGCCGGGAAGACUUUCAGCGUGACGGGCUGGAAGCUUGGCUGGACCAUUGGUCCUCACCACUUGAUAAAACAUGCACAGACUGUUCAACAAAACACUGUUUACACUUGCACAACUCCCUUACAGGAAGCCUUGGCUCAAGCUCUCUGGAUUGACCUCAAGCGCAUGGAUGACCCAGAGUGUUACUUUAAUUCUUUGCCAAAAGAAUUGGAAGUAAAAAGAGAUCGGAUGGUACAUUUACUUGAAAGUGUCGGCCUGAAACCCAUAGUUCCCGAUGGAGGGUACUUCAUCAUUGCUGAUGUGUCUUCAUUAGAUGUUGACCUCUCUGACAUGAAGAAAAAUGAGCCUUAUGACUACAAAUUUGUGAAAUGGAUGAUUAAAAAUAAGAAACUGUCAGCCAUCCCUGUGUCAGCCUUCUGUAACUCAGAGACCAAAUCACAGUUUGAGAAGUUUGUACGCUUCUGCUUCAUCAAAAAAGACAGCACACUGGAUGCUGCUGAGGAAAUCAUCAAGACCUGGAAUACACAGAGGUCGCAGCGUGGGCAGUGUGUGACUAUUUCCGCUAGAAGGCCCAGUAAGGACUUGUAACUCAGUGCUGCCACCUUCUGGAUGCUGAGCAACAAAUAAUUCGAUACAAACAUUUAA
This is a messenger RNA of Fukomys damarensis (Damara mole-rat), 1712 nucleotides long. RefSeq names its product kynurenine aminotransferase 3 (gene Kyat3). Gene Ontology annotation, biological process: biosynthetic process. NCBI's taxonomy places the organism in Eukaryota, Metazoa, Chordata, Mammalia, Rodentia, Bathyergidae. Gene Ontology annotation, cellular component: cytoplasm; mitochondrion. Bases 225 to 1655 code for a protein of 476 amino acids. The transcript is spliced from 15 exons. The record is from RefSeq and is a predicted model, not a curated record. Gene Ontology annotation, molecular function: pyridoxal phosphate binding; L-kynurenine:2-oxoglutarate transaminase activity.